CCAUGUAUAUAGGAGCAAAUAUAAAUUUGAAUAUCAGAGAGAGUAAGGAGAGUGAAAAUGGAGGAUAUGCCACCAGGAUUUCGGUUCUAUCCAACUGAAGAAGAGUUGGUUUCGUUUUAUCUCCAUAACAAGUUAGAAGCUAACAGAGGCGAUCUCAACGAUGUUAUGAACCGCGUUAUACCAGUUGUCGACGUUUACGAUUACAAUCCAUGGGAUCUUCCUCAAUUCUCAGUAUACCUAUGUCAUAAUGACCCAGAGCAAUGGUUUUUCUUCAUUCCAAGGCAAGAGAGUGAAGCUCGAGGAGGGAGACCAAAGCGGCUCACAACAUGUGGGUAUUGGAAAGCCACUGGCUCUCCUGGUUACGUUUACUCUUUCAACAGUCGCCCCAUCGGCGUAAAGCGAACCAUGGUCUUCUACAAUGGAAGAGCCCCUAAUGGGAAGAAAACUGACUGGAAAAUGAACGAAUAUAAAGCUAUUCAAGGCCAAGCAUCCUCCGCUAAUGGAACUGCACCUCCAACUUUAAGACAAGAAUUCAGUUUAUGCCGAAUCUAUAAGAAAUCAAAAUGUUUGAGGUCAUUCGAUAGGCGUCCACCACCAGGGAUAUUAAAGAUCGGAGAGUCAAUCCCUAUUAAUCAAACUUUUCAAACAGGAGAAAAGGAUGACUCAUCGACGAUGAUCGAUGCCGGUGAUCACCAAUAUUCAUUUUGGGAUGUGGAUGGGUUUUGGAAUCCGGUUGAUUAGUGAUGUGUGUAUGUGGAGAGCUUCAAGAGUUAGAAUCAAGUUUGCAUGAAUAAUAAUGGUGCGACAUUUUGCAUGAAA
This is a messenger RNA of Hibiscus syriacus, 819 nucleotides long. Its product is annotated as NAC domain-containing protein 90-like. Gene Ontology annotation, biological process: regulation of DNA-templated transcription. Bases 58 to 741 code for a protein of 227 amino acids. The transcript has 6 exons. The record is from RefSeq and is a predicted model, not a curated record. Gene Ontology annotation, molecular function: DNA binding. Lineage: Eukaryota; Viridiplantae; Streptophyta; Magnoliopsida; Malvales; Malvaceae.